AAAUUCACCUGUGGCCGCGCCGCCGCGGUAACCCGCGAAAUAGAUCAAACGAUCAAAACAAAGAGCGCGGCUGGGCGGGGAGGUCGGCGCAGCUCCAGUGUCUCCCUCGGUGCCACGUGAGCAGUGCAGCACGAGGUGUGGAGGACGCGACUGCUGCCAUGGACAUGGAUCCGCUGAGUCCCAACUCCUCCAAGUGCGGCCCGGGUGGCUACGUGCCUCCGUCGCGCACGCACGAGUACAAAAAGCUGAUGAAGCCGCUGAUGGAGCGCAAGCGGCGCGCCCGGAUGAACCUCUGCAUUGAGGAGAUCCGUGACCUGAUCUCGGGUCAGCUGAGCGGCCCGGGACCACGCGCGCCCAGGGACGACGAUCUCGUCUCGCGCAUGGACAAGGCGGAAGUGCUGGAGCUGGCCGUGAAGCACAUUCACAAGCAACUGAUGUCGAGUCGGCGUCCGGACCCCUACACGGAGGUCAAGAUGUUUCACCAGGGCUACAUGUCGGCGCGCGCUGUCAUCAAUGACUACCUGCAGUCGAGCCAGGAGACUGACCCGGCCGUCCUGCACCGUCUCAACUCACACCUGGACCGGCUGGUGGCCGGGCCGACGAUGGCCCCGCUGGCGGCGCCGCUGCGCGUGCUGCCUCCCGUACCUGCUCCACUGGCUCCGCCCCUGGUCGGACCGCUCGCCGCUCCGCCGCCGCGGCCGCCCGUCCCCCCACCUGCCGCUGCUGCUGCCGCCGCUGCUGAUACGAGCUCCUCGUCGAGUGGUAGUGACCAGGAGGAGCCAGCCGGGCCGUCCGACGGGCCCAUCAACCUCUCCAAGUCCGCGUCGGCCUCGGCGUUCCGCCCGGUCGUCAGCAAGGCGGCGGCCGCUGCCGAUCCCAACUCCUGGAGGCCCUGGUGAUUGUGCGCGAUCGACGCGACAUCUGACGGGCCAACGCGAGCGCGGCCUGUCGGAGUUCGGGUGAAACGGCGUCGGCUGUUGGCGAGACAUGAUCUCACCGUUUUGGGCGUUUGUGUGUGCGUUUGAGACAGGUUAAGGCUGUAAGUGUGUGUCUGUGUGCGCCAUGGGUCGCGAUUAGCUUAGUGUGUGCUCAAAAUAGAGACAUGAGUGUUCAGGCGCUGAAGCGUCUCAACAACAAAUCAAAUGUCUUCCCAUUUGCAUGAUUCGCUCGCAAACAGUGUUGCCAUCAAGAGAACACGCGAGUUCUGAAUCUCGUCUUUAACGUGUGACCUGCCUACCGAUCUGACCGUAGUCACGUGAACGCUUGUAUACGGGGUAGCACGUUGUUGUUUGGUCGUAGUCACUAUAUUUGGGUAGCAACGUAGCCUGGUUUAGGGGAGGUUCGCGUAGAAAGAGCAGUGCUGGGCGGCUCGCCGCACUCCCUCGCGCAGGGCUCCAAUCUUUAGAGAAUUCCAGUGUGGCGCCCGAGUCUCCGUCUGCCGCGGUGCCCCGGUGAGCUCGGGUUGGCCGGUCUUUCAUUGUAGCGUGAUAUCCAGAUGGCUGCCGAGUCGGGUCACAGUGGAACAUCGGUGGAAAAUACACUCGAGUUCAGC
Molecule: messenger RNA, 1552 nt
Organism: Amphibalanus amphitrite
Lineage: Eukaryota; Metazoa; Arthropoda; Thecostraca; Balanomorpha; Balanidae
Product: transcription factor HES-2-like
Exons: 3
Coding region: 159-899 (246 amino acids)
Biological process (GO): anterior/posterior pattern specification; regulation of neurogenesis; regulation of transcription by RNA polymerase II
Cellular component (GO): nucleus
Molecular function (GO): DNA-binding transcription factor activity, RNA polymerase II-specific; RNA polymerase II cis-regulatory region sequence-specific DNA binding; protein dimerization activity
Source: RefSeq, a predicted model, not a curated record